Messenger RNA from Diceros bicornis minor, 2110 nucleotides. Its product is annotated as putative deoxyribonuclease TATDN2. The transcript has 2 exons. The record is from RefSeq and is a predicted model, not a curated record. Lineage: Eukaryota; Metazoa; Chordata; Mammalia; Perissodactyla; Rhinocerotidae. Gene Ontology annotation, molecular function: hydrolase activity, acting on ester bonds. The coding region runs from base 1 to 1899 and encodes 632 amino acids.
AUGAAUUGCUCUGCCAGUCCUCUUCUAGAAGAAAUGGCUUCUCUAGAGGAUGCCUACAGCUUUAACUCCAAAAAUAGUUCUUGUAACUCCGAGAACUCUGAAUUAGCAGUCAAAGGUGAGGGUCAAAAUGAUAAGACUGAGGAAACAAACAAGGUCCAGAGAAGGACGGAUAGACAGCAAGACCAGGGCUCUUCAAUGAUCUACGUGAAGGCUAUGCAUGGCAUCCUAGAAAAAUUGAUGCCACAAGGAAAGGAAGAGGCUGCCACUAGUGCAAAACUGAACCCAAGAGAGUGUCCCAAUCCUGGAGAAAGACCACCCAGGGCUGUCACUUUCUCUGCACCUCAGAAAAAGAAAGCAUCAGCUCUAGAGUUCAGAGCACAGAAGGAAAAGUUGGUGAUAGAGAUCAGCAACAGCGGUGACAGGAGAGUAAUUCUAGUUCCUCAGGAAAAGCCUAGUGAGAAGCCACCUGGUGACCAAAAGGCAGUCAUUUCUGAAAAAGGCUCUCCAGCCCUGAAAUUUCUAGAUAAAUGUGACUCUCAUUCAGAAAUCCAAAAGCAUCAAGAAGGAGAUGUGGUGAUUGGGCACCUGUCUUCAGGAAGUGACUGGUCUGAUGUGGGUGCGACUUGCGCAGUCAGAUUCUCUCAGGAGGAGCCAGUCUCACUGAGUCUCUCAGGAGUUCUAAACUCUUCAUCCUUCACCACUAACCGUGACACAUACCAGCCUUGUUGGUACAGUGGUCCUUGGUAUGACUAUGCCAGCUACUGGACCAGCAUUCCCAAGCCUCCUCACUAUCUCUCCAUGGGCGGCAGCGGCAGCAGCAGCAGCAGCGCGUCCCAAGCUGGGAAGAGCAGCUGGAGCUUCUUGAGUGAUUAUUCUUCCAACUCUACAGUGUGCUUCCAAAACUGGGCCGGAGACCUGAAUGCAUCAGAGGAAGGUCAGUCCCAGAAUUUUCAUUCAUUUCUUUCCUCCAGAAGUUCAGAAGGAAAGGUGAAGGAGAAAGCAACAUUCCAAGAGGAGACACCAUCACGUCCUUGGGGAGGACAUGCAUCUAGUUCUCUGCCAAGGAGCCACCAGGAGCAGAGCCUACAGGAGGGUUUCAUUGAUACCCAUUGUCACUUAGACAUGCUCUUUUCCAAGUUAUCUUUCAAAGGGACCUUUACGAAGUUCAGAAAAAUUUAUAGCUACUUUUUCCCUAAGGAAUUUCAGGGCUGUAUCUCUGAUUUCUGUGAUCCUCGGACACUAAGCGAUGGCCUAUGGGAGGAGCUGUUGAAAGACGAUCUGGUUUGGGGGGCCUUUGGCUGUCACCCCCAUUUUGCACGUUACUACAAUAAAGUUCAAGAAAGAAAUCUUAUGCAAGCCUUACGGCACCCCAAGGCUGUAGCAUUUGGAGAAAUGGGCUUGGAUUACUCUUAUAAGUGCACCACACCUAUCCCACAGCAGCACAAGAUAUUUGAGAGACAGCUGCAGCUGGCUGUGUCUCUAAAGAAGCCCUUGGUGAUCCACUGCCGAGACGCUGACAAAGAUCUGCUGGGCAUCAUGAAAACAUUUGUGCCCUCUGACUACAAGAUCCAUAGGCAUUGCUUCACUGGCAGUUACCAAGUCAUCGAGCCAUUUUUGGAAUACUUUCCCAACAUGUCUGUGGGCUUCACAGCAGUCCUGACUUACUCUUCCGCCUGGGGGAUCCGCAGCGCUCUGAAAAAGAUCCCACUGGAGAGAAUCAUUGUGGAAACUGACUCUCCCUACUUCCUCCCUCGCGGGGUUCAUAAAAGCUUUUGCCAGUAUGCCCACCCAGGCCUGGCCCUGUAUACCGUUCGAGAGAUUGCCAGAAUCAAAGAACAGUCACUCUCCCGCACCUUGUCCACCUUGCGUGAGAACACUGGUCGCCUCUACAGUCUUUAAGCAGAGAGGGCAUAGUCAGGAGUCUUCCAGAAAAGGGAGACCAGCAGCCUGACAACAUAGACGUGGUUUGAAUUCUGCCUGUGUCCCAGGUCAAGCGUGUGUUUGGCAAGCCCACUGGGACAAAAAAAAACCCAGGACAGGAUGUUUUUCUCAAAACCUCUUCAUAAGACUUCUGCUUCUGGCUGGUAGAGUGGGAUGCAAUGGGAUGGGA